AACACUUUUUAAUACAGCAGAAGCUUGCUUCACUGUCACUCUGUUGUACUUAUAUGCUCCAUAUGAAACCCAAUGAUGGCAACUCAUUCCACCUAUACAUACACUUUUCUGUAUCUAUCAUAUCAUAUCCAUCAUCUCUCUCUCUCUCUACCACCACCUGCUCACUUCAUAUUUAUCCACUUCAUCACUAACAAUGAUCAUCAACAGUUAAUCACUUAAUCGUACGAAUAUUUUGCACAAUUUGUCAAUUUCAACAACAUAAUCAACUGAUUACGGUUAAUUAGCUUGAAAUGCUGAGGAUUUUCGUGGAAUUUGGAGCUGUAAUCCGGUGAAUUAGCUUCGAAUGCGAGUUGUUGUGUGAAUUAGGGUUUUUUCGAGUGUAAACCUAAUUGCGGCUUCAGGUUGAUUCUCUUCUUGUGCUGAAUCUCUGAUGCAUCAAUGGAGCUUCAAUUUCAAACUCUUACAAUGCUCAUUCUGCUAGUUACAUUCUUAUGGUCAAGAGUUGAUUCUCAAUCACUUCUCAAUGUUACCGAAACAAAAUCCGCUAGGGUUCUUGAUGCAGUCCUCCAAGACUAUGCGUAUCGCGCGUUUAUCACUCCAAAAACCGGUGUUUCCUUCAAUGGCAGCGUCCCUAAUAACCUUACCGGCAUUCAAAUCUCAGCAUUAAGACUCAGAAGCGGUAGCCUGUUUACUAGAGGUGUUCCAGUUUAUCAAGAAUUCAAGAUCCCAACCGGCGUUAUCGCGCAACCGUAUGUCGAACGACUUGUUUUAGUGUAUCAAAACUUCGGAAAUUGGUCCAGUUUUUACUACCCUUUACCUGGUUACAUCUAUCUAGCUCCUGUGUUAGGUCUUCUUGCUUACAACGGUUCAGAUUUAUCAGCAAGAAACCUUACCGAAUUGGAUAUUCGAGCUUCUGACAAACCCAUAUCAAUCGAGUUUGGGUCGGUCAAACCCGCACCCGAUGGGUCAAAGUCAAACCCGAUGUGUGUCUCUGUUGACCUGCACGGUCAAGUGAAUUUCACCAAUGUGGUAUCUGGGAACAAAUGUUUGACUUUCAAACAAGGGCAUUUCUCGAUCGUAGUAAAAUCGAAAUCAAAAGCAAACCCCCCUUCAUUAGUAACUCCUGCAACGUCUGAGAUCGUUAAACCGGACAAAGGUUUUAGAAUUAGUUCUAAGGUUUGGGUGUAUGUGAUCUAUGUAGUUGGUGGAUUUGUGGUGUUGGGGUGGGUAGUGUUGUUGGUAUUGUGGGUUCAAGGGUGCAAAAAGAGGAAAAUGAUGCAUAAAAUGGAACGGGCGGCAGAAGGCGGUGAACAGCUGCAUAUGACCAUGGUUGGUAGCAUGAAAGCACCGGUGGCUAUGGUGACAAGAACGCAGCCAACGCUUGAAACAGAGCAUGCUCCAUGAGGUCUUUUCGUUAGGUAUUCUUGAAAGUUGAAACUAGACGUGUUUUUUAUUCAUUCUUUGUAUAUGCUUUGCGGGUUCUUGUGUAAAUGAUAGUUUCUAACCUCACAUGACGAUUCGUCGUUGUGUGAAUUUUCGGUGUUGAGAUAGGAGAUGUUCAUUCAUGGUUAAUACUGAUGUCCUAUUGACAAGUAUUAUAAUGUUUUGCAUAGAUUA
Messenger RNA from Helianthus annuus (common sunflower), 1617 nucleotides. RefSeq lists its product as uncharacterized. NCBI's taxonomy places the organism in Eukaryota, Viridiplantae, Streptophyta, Magnoliopsida, Asterales, Asteraceae. The coding region runs from base 439 to 1404 and encodes 321 amino acids. The record is from RefSeq and is a predicted model, not a curated record. Gene Ontology annotation, cellular component: membrane. The transcript is spliced from 2 exons.